Messenger RNA from Solanum pennellii, 1567 nucleotides. RefSeq names its product probable 2-oxoglutarate-dependent dioxygenase At5g05600. Lineage: Eukaryota; Viridiplantae; Streptophyta; Magnoliopsida; Solanales; Solanaceae. The record is from RefSeq and is a predicted model, not a curated record. Bases 386 to 1459 code for a protein of 357 amino acids. The transcript has 3 exons.
AAUUCAUUGAAAAUUACGUCAUGCUUCUUCAAUUUUUGUUUCAAUAAAAAAAUAAAAUAAUAAUUAUUAUAUCGAAUCACCAUAGGAUAAACCAUCUCCUAAGGAAAAGUAUAAUAAUUCAGUGGUAGGAGGCCUCUUCUUGGCCACUAUAUAAUUGUUGCCCCAUUACUAUUUUCUCCAGUUGUUGUGUAGAUAUAAAUUAUUAUUUGCAAAACAUUCAGCGGCAAGUUGCCCCUUCGUAUCCUCUUUAAAUUUCUGUGUAUAUAUACAGAGAGAUUUGUUUAGAUGUUGUGGGGGUAGAGAAGGACUGUUUUAAUUCGUUGCAUAUUACAAGGUAAUGAUAUAUUUUUGUCAUUGUUGAAAUAAAGAGUAAAGUUAGCAACUUAUGAAAUCCACACAAGAUUAUCAUUGGCCUGAACCAAUAGUUCGUGUGCAAUCUUUAUCUGAUAGUGGGAUUUGUACAAUUCCAACAAAAUAUGUGAAGCCACUCAAUGAUAGGCCAUGUUUGAGUCAUUUUAGUGAUGUUAAUAUUCCAACCAUUGAUCUUGAAGGAAUCAAUAAUUUUAAAGAAAUAUCAGAAGCGUGUCGAGAUUGGGGGUUUUUUCAGGUUGUUAAUCAUGGCGUUCCCCCAGAGCUGAUGGAUGAAGCACGACAAGUUUGGAGAGAGUUUUUCCAUCAACCGAUGGAUGUUAAGCAAAGUUAUGGAAAUACGCCGAAAACUUAUGAAGGAUAUGGAAGCAGACUUGGAGUGGAGAAAGAUGCUAUUCUUGAUUGGAGUGAUUAUUAUUUUCUUCAUUAUCUUCCUGGAUAUUUGAAGGACUAUAACAAAUGGCCUGCCCUCCCUUCUUCCCUAAGGGAAGUGAUGGAAGAAUAUUCAAAACAAGUGGUGAAUUUUGGUGGACGUUUAAUGAAGAUAUUAUCAGAAAAUCUUGGAUUAAAAGAAGAUGUUUUACAAAAUGCAUUUGGUGGUGAAGAUAUAGGAGCAUGUCUAAGGGUAAACUUUUAUCCAAAAUGUCCACAACCAGACUUGACCUUAGGCCUUUCUCCACAUUCGGAUCCUGGUGGCAUGACCAUUCUCCUCCCUGACCAGCAUGUUGCCGGCCUUCAGGUCCGACGCAACGCUAAUUGGAUCACUGUAAAGCCAGCUUCACAUGCUUUCAUAGUCAAUAUAGGCGAUCAAAUUCAGAUAUUAAGCAAUGCAAUAUAUAAGAGUGUUGAGCAUCGAGUGAUGGUCAAUUCGACAGAAGAACGCAUCUCCCUGGCGUUUUUCUACAAUCCAAAAAGUGAUUUGAUGAUAGAACCAGUAAAGGAGCUGCUCACCACACACAAUAUUUCUCCAUUGUAUCCACCAAGAACCUUUGAUCAGUAUAGACUCUACAUAAGGACUAAAGGGCCUCAGGGAAAAUCACAGUUAGGGGAAUCAAAUAAAUCAAAUCCCCAACAUGACAAAUGUAAUUGAUGCCUUUUUUUGGUUAUAAUAAUAAUAAUAGCAUCAUACUGGCUUGUAUGAAUUUCGAUUAUAUUGUCCACUAAAGUUUAACUACGGAGAUGAAAAUAAAUUUCCUAA